This is a messenger RNA of Alnus glutinosa, 611 nucleotides long. RefSeq lists its product as uncharacterized. NCBI's taxonomy places the organism in Eukaryota, Viridiplantae, Streptophyta, Magnoliopsida, Fagales, Betulaceae. The record is from RefSeq and is a predicted model, not a curated record. The transcript has 4 exons. Bases 34 to 513 code for a protein of 159 amino acids.
UUAGUCACAAGCAUUUCAAAGCACAAGAGAAAGAUGGGCAAUUCUCUCAAGCAAUUUGCUCCCGGAAGUGAGGAAAAGAAGGCCAAAGAAAUUGGUCUCGUUAUAGAACAAUAUUUUCUUUCCCUUUCAGAUAACCCGCAGGUCGACUUAGCUGCCUUCUACCGGGCAAUAUGUGAAGCUGUCCAGGAAAUCAACGUAAAGCUCGGUUCCACACAAUUUCGUGUACCCCAGGUUAAGGCACUCCAGGACGCCUACCAUGCUCACCACAAAGACCAAGAGAAGAAGCCAUUGACGAAGGAUGAGUUUGAAAAAAUCUUCCGACAAGUGAUUACUCGUACAGGAUUUACGGGCAUCGGAGGAGCAAAGGAUACACUUCUCUACAUAUUUGGUGUCCCUGUAACUGCAUUCUUCAUCAAGCAACGAGUCAUUCCACGUGCAAUUCCUAACGAAAUUUUCAUCCCGGGAAUCACUUCUGCCACUGUCUUUAUUCUUGCCAAACUUAACAAGAUAUGAAUAUUAAAGAUUAUGUGAUCAUAUAUUCAAUUGUAUUAUGUACGUUAAUCACCAAUAUUGUGCAUGUAUUAUAUAGUGUACAACUUCUUCUUUUUUAA